Anopheles coustani is the source of this 1589-nucleotide messenger RNA. Its product is annotated as cell death-inducing p53-target protein 1. The record is from RefSeq and is a predicted model, not a curated record. Gene Ontology annotation, molecular function: zinc ion binding. Lineage: Eukaryota; Metazoa; Arthropoda; Insecta; Diptera; Culicidae. The transcript is spliced from 3 exons. Bases 304 to 681 code for a protein of 125 amino acids.
GAGUGGAUCAAACGAAAAAAAAAGAAACGCGAAACAGCGCUAAAAAUAUAAGCAAUGAAGUCAUAUGCAGCAACGUAGAAACACAAGAAACAUUGAAGUGCGUGCCAGCUUCUCGUUCUCCUAGCCCUCGAGUGGUUAGUCAACGUCGUGUAGGGCAGUUAAAUACAACAAAGUGCUUACGAGUUUUGGUUCAAGCAAUUGCAUUUCAUCUUGCCUGCGGAGAGUGAAGCAAAACGAUCGAAAUCGUCUUCGUUCAGACCGAGCAGCUUGCAUAGCUUCUUCUAGAACGAGUUUAUUACAAAGAUGAGCAAAGACGGCCCACCACCGUACGGGUUUGUCCCGCCACAGUCCGCUCCGCCGAGCUACGCGCAAGCCGUAGGUGGCGUCCCACCGUCUGCCCCCUUUACGCCACAGCAGCCCAUUCUGACCGGUGCACAGAUUGUGACCACCGUGGUCCCCAUAGGGCCCCAGUCGACCCACAUGAUAUGUCCGAGCUGCCAUGCAGAAAUUAACACUCAGACGACGACAUCGCCGGGCAUGAUAGCUUACGUUUCCGGAUUUCUGAUCGCUUUGUUCGGAUGCUGGCUAGGAUGCUGCUUAAUUCCGUGCUGUAUCGACGAGUGUAUGGACGUACACCAUACAUGUCCUCACUGUAAGGCGUACCUGGGACGACAUCGAUAAUAAGCUGAUCCGGUCGACACAUCGAAUCUCUUUGGAAGGAGGGUAGCCGUGGCAUGGCACUACGGUGGCAGCUGCACGUCCGUCAGUGUACCGUCGGUGCACCAGCAAAACUCUGUGCCGUCUGUGUGUGCUUAAUGAUUCCAAAUAUUCAGAAACUGCUUCGAAACACGCCUGUCGGUCCGGUGUCCCCCCUCAUGUGUUCUCGGUUUAACUACUAUAUACUACUACCACGAAACAAGUUCAAUGCAUCACAUACGCAAAAACCCUACACGAGGUGUAACAAUCUUCGGUAGCAUGUUUCGAAAUAAGCUGAUGCAUUCAUUGAAACCACUAGCAGCUACUCACGGGCGCGCGUUACAUGUGCCGUUUCAGGGGUUCGGUUCGAUGCAAAUCAAAUCUCACAACUAUUUGAUGUGUGUUUGUGUGUAACGCAAGUUAUAGGAUGUCGAUAGUUAAUAACGAGUAUCCUUUGUCCACUAAAAUUUCUCGUAUAUCAUUCGGUUAUUUAAUUCUCAAAUGAAUAUUUACCUCUUUCUGUUGUAUUUAAUGUUUGUUCUACCAUUUUUUAUGUAAUUCAAUUUACAAAGCAUGGCUAGGUGUUUCGACAAACUUAACGCAGUUUAAUCCUUUCCGUAAACACCAGCGUCCUAUGACAUUGUGUUCUUACAUAGUUCUACUAAUACACGGCUAUUAGAUACGGAAAUCAGGUGAAAUUUAGGUAAAACGGUAUGUGCCAUGCAGUUGGCGAGCGAAUUGGAAAUCCCCCUCCCAGUUAGUUAUGUUCAAUUGUUUUGAAGGUAAACCAAAAACCGAUCAUUGACUACAAUAAAAUAGCUCCGAAUUGAAUCCAUCACGAAUCUUAAUGUAACGCUAGGAAAAGGUUAUCUAAUAAACCAAAAUGAUAUUAA